AUGUUAAAAUGUGAAACCUAAUUUGUUGCCUUUCAGGUUAGCCCAGAUGGUAAGCAAUUUUCUAUCACAUCACCUGAUCGCAGGAUUCGUGUAUUUUGGUUCAGAACGGGUAAACUAAGACGAGUUUAUGAUGAAUCACUUGAGGUGGCUCAAGAUCUCCAAAGGAGUGAUGCUCCCAUGUAUUGGUUGGAAGCUAUUGAUUUUGGACGAAGAAUGGCUGUUGAAAAGGAAAUUGAAAAGACAGAGACUGCUCCACAAGCUAAUGCCCUUUUUGAUGAAAGUUCUAAUUUCCUUAUAUAUGCAACACUUCUUGGAAUAAAAAUAGUAAAUUUACACACCAACAAAGUUGCCCGAAUUCUUGGGAAGGUAGAGAGCAACGACAGGUUUUUGAGAAUUGCGUUGUAUCAAGGUGAUCGAAGCAGUAAGAAAGUCAGAAAAAUUCCUUCUGCAGCAGCAAAUGUUAACGAAAGCAAAGAGCCUUUAAUAGAUCCAACUCUCCUAUGUUGUGCCUUCAAGAAGCAUAGGAUCUAUUUAUUCAGUCGGAGAGAACCAGAAGAACCCGAAGAUGCAACCAAAGGAAGGGAUGUGUUUAAUGAAAAGCCUCCUCCUGAUGAACUUUUGGCUGUAUCAGAUAUAGGAAAAGCUGUGACAACCUCUCUUCCUGAAAAUUUGAUUCUGCAUACAACAAUGGGUGACAUCCACAUGAGACUUUACCCAGAAGAAUGUCCCAAAACUGUGGAGAACUUUACAACCCACUGUCGGAAUGGCUAUUAUGAUAAUCUCAUUUUUCACCGAGUUAUCAAAGGGUUCAUGGUACAAACAGGAGAUCCUCUGGGAGAUGGCACUGGUGGGCAAUCGAUAUGGGGAAGGGAAUUUGAGGAUGAGUUUCACAAAAGCUUACGACAUGACAGGCCUUUCACUGUGUCAAUGGCAAAUGCUGGGCCAAAUACAAAUGGCUCCCAGUUCUUUAUCACCACAGUGGCUACACCAUGGCUGGACAAUAAGCAUACAGUUUUUGGUAGAGUUGUGAAAGGAAUGGACGUAGUACAGGCAAUAGAAAAAGUGAAGACAGACAAGGCAGACAAACCUUACCAAGAUGUGAAGAUUCUGAGUGUUACUGUUCCCAAGUCUUAGAUGUUUUCCCUCUUAAUGGUGAAUCUCUUGAGAUGGGACUGACAAAUUUUGCUGCAAAAGAAUAUAUCUCAACAUGUACUAAUUUGUUUGCUAGAGUAAUCAUAACCUGUCUGCCAAGGAUGCACGGUCCCUCUAGAUUGCUGCAUCAGUAUAUUGAGUCGGCAGGUAGCCUUGGUGAGAGAAAGCGUAACUUCCUAUCAAUUCUCACAAGAGGAUUUUGUUCAUAGAGGCCGAGUUUUUGCAACAUCGGGCAUGUAUUAUGGCUUGAAUGAAGAAUCACGAAGGCAAUGGCCUUUCGUAAUUUAGUUGUUUAAUUGUUAAUGUUAGAAUAUGCAAACAGAUUGAGAGAGAACUAUUCUGAUUCAUAUUUCAUAAAUCUUUCUCUUCAGCAUGAGGACAGUAACUAGGGGCCAGAAAAAAGAUUUAUAAGUGACCCUACAAUGA
Molecule: messenger RNA, 1578 nt
Organism: Carica papaya (papaya)
Lineage: Eukaryota; Viridiplantae; Streptophyta; Magnoliopsida; Brassicales; Caricaceae
Source: RefSeq, a predicted model, not a curated record